GCAACCCUGCAAGGGCGGCAGUGUGUGGCAGCGCACUUUCAGUGAGGAUGGUAAGGUCCAUGACCCAGAGAGGUCUCUGAGGCCGCCCAACCGCUGCCGAUAUGCAUCGGCAGAGCUGGCUUUUGACAGCGGCACUUCGCAGUACUGCCUGAUCUCCCACGAAGCAGAGCCCGAAGAUCUCUUAGAGACCAUCGUUUGCCCGGAGUGGGGGCUCCGCAGCCCCAACCUGAUCCUGUCCAUCAUGGGCGGUGCCGG
Molecule: messenger RNA, 255 nt
Organism: Symbiodinium pilosum
Lineage: Eukaryota; Dinophyceae; Suessiales; Symbiodiniaceae
Source: the annotation of a GenBank genome assembly